GCGUAAAAAAGUUCGGUGGCGCUAGCUCCGCCGCUAGUCACCUACAAGCACAGAGGGAAGUAACGUUGGGGGAUUUAAAGAAAAAAUCUGGACACAACGUCAAGGACUUGAAGUGGUACGCCGAGGGCUGCGGGGAACUGUAACUAUCCACUACGUUUGGAAGAAACUUAGCGUGCAGGGAAAAGAUCACGAGUGCGCGGAAGUUUACUGAUGUUUAGUUAACGUUAGCUAACUUAGCUGGUUGGCCCUGUUAGCUUAUUAGCGAGGAAGGUGCGCUCUGUUUGGACAGCUGGGCAUCAACAUUUACAACUAGUCCAACUGCACGGGCGAGUUAGUUAACUGACACGCUGCUAGUUAUAAUCUAGCGUUUAAAACAGAGUUUGGCGAGUGUUGCGGUUUGGCUAUCAAACUCUUGUAACGGUAGUGCGGGCCACGAGCUUUGAAUCUUGUGGGGUCGUCUCAAACACAAACAGCAGUUAACGUUACAUAUUUAGAGAGAAAACGAACAUUCAGCCACUAUCUCACAGAUCUAGAUCAGCUCAGCGCUACCAAACAUCCACAGCCCCCUGUGUGCCGCUACGGAUGACCUAUCAGGUCUGUCAGGCUUGCAACGUUGGACCUGCGACGCGUCCCAGCUCAUUGUCUUCGUCAGUGAUGCUCCCCCUGAUCAGCUAGUGAGACGCGUGGAAACAAUCCGCAGCCCUCUAACCAUGGGAGGAUGUGUGGGGAGAUACUGGGAAGGCUGGGAGGACACACAGAGCCGAGGCUCGUCCAGGAACGGUGGACGAGGAGGGCGUAAUGAGCCCCUGAAGAAAGAUCGGCCCAAGUGGAAGAGCGACUAUCCGAUGACAGAGGGCCAGCUGCGGAGCAAGCGGGAUGAGUUCUGGGACACGGCGCCGGCCUUCGAGGGCCGUAAGGAGAUCUGGGACGCCCUGAAAGCCGCGGCUGUGGCCCUGGAGUGCAAUGACCACGAGCUGGCCCAAGCUAUAGUGGAUGGAGCCAGUAUCACACUGCCACAUGGUACUCUCGCAGAGUGUUACGACGAACUCGGGAACCGCUACCAGCUGCCCGUCUACUGCCUGGCUCCACCAGUCAACCUCAUCUCAGAGCGCAGUGACGAGGACCCCAGCGACAGCCCUGAGCCCACUGUAGCACCUAAGAAGGAAUUCCAGCUCAAGGUCCGGCUCUCCACAGGCAAGGACCUGCGCCUCAGUGCCAGCAUGGCCGACACCAUCGGGCAACUGAAGAAGCAGCUGCAGGCCCAGGAUGACAUUGACGCCGCCCACCAGCGCUGGUUCUUCUCUGGGAAGCUGCUCACGGACAAGACGCGGCUGCAAGACACUAAGAUCCAGAAGGACUUUGUCAUUCAGGUCAUCGUUAACCCGCAGGCCCUCCAAGCCCCCAAGCUGUCACCCACCACCAUUGCCUCUUUGCCUGCAUCUGAAUAACUGAGGACACAGAGGAUAGAUGGAGGGAUGGUGCGCUGGCUAGUGAGCUUGGUGGUGGACACUAAAGGACCAGAGGUGUCUCCUAUUGCUGGAUGACUGGUUAGCUUUUUGAGAACAGCUACUUUUGUUGAAAUAAAAUAAGAAAGGGGAGUUACAAAACUAUUUUGGAGGAAAAAAAACAUGAGGGAGAAACUAAAAAGUGCUGCUUUCUUUCGUCUACAUGUGUCAUAAGUUUUUGGUCUGCUGGGUUGUUCAAGUAAAUCCAGCCUCCACACAAACUCUGGAGAUCCUUGUCUGGUCUCUCUUCUUGAAUAAAAACAAAACUCAUCCUGCUGUUGUGCAGCCUUUAAACCACAUACAAAAUGUGCACAUCAAGCUGCACAUGGAGACUCUGUAACUGCACUAAUGCUAACAAAGUGCCAAUGGAAGAAAUGCAGAGGUGUUUGUGUUGGUUCUAAAGCACAUUUCUACUAUGACGCCCAUGGACUCUUUUCCUUUUGUCCUCCACCGAAACAGGAGUGGAGGACAGAGAAUGAGAUACAGAACUAUAUUUUCUUUAUUCUUUCUUUUUGAGGAAAUAAUGUAAACUGAGCUUUUUUUGCACAUUUGAAGAUUAUUACUAUACUUUUGUGGUAGUUUGUGUGCCUUCUACAAGACGAAACAAAAAAGGGUUAAUGUCCGGGAAAAACACUAGUUUUACCGCUAGACUAAGACUUAUGUAUUUUUUUAGAUUCAAGAACUCUUAGAUCAAUCCAAGCUAUAACUGCUGCCUUUUUAAAAAAAUUAUUUCAUGAAUCUUACAGACAAAAGUUUAUGUGUGUGUGUGUGUGGGCAAAAACAAUAUGUAGUUGGCCCGUAUGAUACAUUUUAGUUUGACAUGGCUUCAGAGACAAGGCUGUUUCCCUGGUUAUUAGUCAUAGCUUUGCAGUCAAUCAUAUCAUAUUGUCCAGAGAAAGCUAAAUUCCCAUGCUAAGUGAAUGGUCUUAAAAGCUUCAUUAUUGACCACUUAAUUACCCCCAGACCACUAGGGGGCAGCAACACAGCCCUGAUCCUGAUAGUCCAGUUGCUUAGGGCUAGUUGUCCUUUUUCUUGCCAUCUGAUGAAUGUAAAUCCAGUAUUCACUCUCAUUUUGUUCUUUAUGGCGUCCACUAACUUUAAAGAAAAAUAUCUGUCACAUUUUAUUCUCUCAGUUUUCACUUUCCUCACCAGCAUACAGACGUCUGCCUACAGACGCAUUGAUUUAUAUGUGUGAUUGGUGAGCACAAUUAGGAGUUUAAAUGGAGCGGUGAACCUAAACAAUGAUUCAGGUGUUGAUUCUCAGUGGAACCAGCAAGACAACACAGCGACUCAUACAGGAAGUGAUUUGUUUUAGUGUUAAUGUCUAAUAUUGCUUUAAGGGGCAUUAGAUGUGUAAAUCAGUUUGGUUAUCCCACUGAGCCUGUGAAAACCAUUAUGAUGUCAUGCUGAUGUCAUCAAGGUUAUCUCUGCUUGAGCUUGGAGAUGAAAACUUUAUAACAGAAAGCUUGAUUACAAACUGGAGGUGUGGAUUUUGAAAGAGGGGUGUGUGUGUGUGUGUGUGUGUGUGUGUGUGUGUGUGGGCAGGCCGUGAGGCGCCAACCUAAGACGCGAUCCAGCUACAUUAUGGGUAAUGUAGGACCCAGUUUCUUGUUUAUCUGACUUCACACAACAGACUAAAAGUCAGGAUAUCUUGGCCUCUGUUGCUUCUAUUUUCACCAUUAUCUAUAGCAUAGUCCUCAUGUUUUUACUUCCUGACAAAACAAAGCAAAUAAAUGAUUUUAUUUAUGUUAUUUUUGAGUUGACAGCAUGCUGUGAGCACUCUCCCACUGCAUUAACAUUAGAAUUUACUUUUGUUUUGUCUGGAGGGCAAACAGAGUGGCGCAGUUUCUAACCACUCUCAGAGCAUGUUGUCCACCGUUUGCUUGCUCGUGCAGAAAUGUUAAAAUGAACAACCAUUUUUUUUAUUUUUAAAUGGCUGUCAUGUGAAUUAUCCAGGUAGGAAAGUGGCUCAGCGGGACAUAUGGCAUUUCCUAAAUAAAAUAAAAAUGUAAGAUAAAGAUUAACAGCUUUUCUGAGCUGUGUGUUAACAUGUAAGGCAACACCACACAACUAAGGAAACAGAUUGCGGACAUAAUUGGAGAUCUCAGUUUAAUCCAUGUGUAUGGAAGCAAAGAAAGGCCAUGAUGAUUUGUUUUUUCAUUUAGUAAUUGAAUACCUUUUGUUGUGAAAUGUAACCACUGCUUGAUGCUUUUGUUAAAUACCACUGAAUUUAUAGCACUGGAAUAUUUUGCUCUGGUUUGAAUUCCCGUUUCAGAUUUCUAGCAAGUCAUUUUUAAGUUGUGAAAUUUCAAAGAUGACAAAAUUGACACAUCUAGAAGGAAAAUUCAAGUGGCCAGGUUUUCCAUUUGCUCAUCUGAACUUUUCCUUCUUGGAUAGCAUGACUCAUGUAACCUGACAGGAUAGAGGGUCGGUCGAUUCCAUUUAGGCUCGAUUGCUCGUCUUUGGUAGCCUGAAUGUUUCAGUUAGCCUGAAUUUCACCAAUCCAACCUGGGCAGCUUUGCUUUUUUACUUGAACAUGGUAACAUUAUACCUGUAACACAUCAUUAUGUUAGCAUUGGCUUAAAUCUGCUGUGCCUAAGUACAGCUUCACAGACCUGUUGGCAUGGCUUGAGACUUAUUCUUGUUAGAACUACAAAAUGAGGAAUAGAAUUUGAGCAACUUGUUUUUUUUUAUUUAUUUUUUUUAGAGAUUGGACACUUGAACCCUUUAAAAACAGACAGGGAUUCAAACAAUACUUAUUCUAUCAGAUUUGGGUUACAUCCCAAAAUAGAUAUUUAGUCUAUUCCCGGUUGAGAAUCAAGACCUGCUUUGUGAAUGUAGCCUGUAUUGUGCUAGUCAUGGUAGACUUCUCGGAGUUUAGUAUUUUCCGUUUUCACCGACACGCUAGUCUAUAGCUCUAUGUUCAUUGUCUUCAUUCACUGCUCCUGUCACACAUUUCACAAGCAGUAUGAUGAUGAAGGGAAUAAAAGUGACCCGUGUGAAACCUAACUGAGCCACAGCUCACCACAUCAAGGAAAUGUUUAAUUUUAAAAAAGAAUUGUAUUCUUUUGUCUCUUCUAUCCAGUUUCUGCUCAUCACAAUCACCCUUUUUGUUAUUUUGAAGCCAUUCUUGCUUUCCGUUUACCAAUUGUUCUUCUAUUUCUUAAUCGUUGUAUGCAAACUUGAAUAAGCAUUCUGUAUGUGCAAUACAAUAGACAUAGACCUCAUAUCAUUUUUUGUUUUGUUCUUCUGACUCAGACACAGAUUUCAUACAGCACCAGCUAUGAAUAUUUUUAAAGAAAUGUCAAAGUAAAGGUACAAGGCUGCUAUAAUCUGAUGCCUGUGUCAGAUAAUCAGCUGCCUCUGUAAACUGUUACAAAUGUUUGUCACUUAGAAAUGUAUUCCAAGCUGUUGUCUUGACUGUUGAGACGCACUCUCACCUUUCACAGAGUAAAUAUCUAAACAUUAAAAAUGACUACAAAAC
This is a messenger RNA of Micropterus dolomieu (smallmouth bass), 4989 nucleotides long. It is a transcript of the gene ubtd1b, whose product is annotated as ubiquitin domain containing 1b. The transcript has 4 exons. Gene Ontology annotation, molecular function: protein binding. The coding region runs from base 711 to 1448 and encodes 245 amino acids. Lineage: Eukaryota; Metazoa; Chordata; Actinopteri; Centrarchiformes; Centrarchidae. The record is from RefSeq and is a predicted model, not a curated record.